UCAGGCCACUCACAGUUUUAAAGCAUAGUUUAUUCGGCCAAGUAUACCAGCAACUACAUUUAACUUGCUGAUGGGCAAUUAUUAACAUUAGAGAGGAGUCCUGUAAGAGGAGUUCACAUUGAAGAAAGCAACUGUGUUCAGGUCAAGGAAGUAACAACUAAGAUGACACCUUUGAUGUUUAAAGAUGCUUUCUGGGGGUCUGAUUUCACUUGUCAUGCCGGGUAUGACGCUGUGAUCCAAAGGUUACGAGAUGGAAGGCAAAUGUGCAAAGAUGUGGAGGACCUUUUUAAGAUGAGGGCUCUAGCAGAGGAGAAGUAUGGGAAGGAAUUGGUGACUAUUGCUCGCAAAGCUGGAGGACACACAGAGAUCAGCACCUUGAGAGCAUCCUUUGAACUAUUAAAAUCACAAAUCGAAAACAUCGGUAACUUUCACAUCCAACUAUCUGAUAUAUUGAAAGAGGAGGUGAAAAAGAUUGAGACAUUCAGAGAACGGCAGAAAGAGCAGAGGAAGAAGUUUCAAAGCAUCAUGGAGAAGGUUCAGAAGAAAAAGGUUUCUUUGUACAAGAGGACCAUGGAGUCUAAGAAGACCUACGAGCUGAGAUGCAGGGAAGCGGAUGAGGCAGAACAGGGAGUUGAGAAGACAAAUGCUACACCCAAAAACUCAGAAAAGGUACGCACUAGAGCCAAGCAAUGCAGACAGGCAGCCAAUGAAGCAGAGAAGCUGUACUCCACUAACAUUGUUCAGUUAGAAAGUGUUCGUCAGGACUGGGAAGAAACACACAAAAGCACCUGUGAGGUGUUCCAGCAGCUGGAGGGAGAUCGCAUCAGCAUGCUUAGGUGUGCUCUUUGGGACCACUGCAAUCAUUUCUCCAUGCAAUGUGUCAAAGAUGAUGAGUUAAACGAGGAGGUGAGGAAGCUACUGGAACAAUGUGACAUCACCACAGACAACAAUUACUUCAUAGGGAUGAAAAGCACCGGAUCAAGGCCUCCAGAGCCAAUAUUGUUUGAGAGCUACUACAAGACGGACAUGUCCAGGGACCACAAUGGCCAAGCUCAUUUCUCAGGAGGAGGAGAGAUGAUGAUGAGGUGCUCGGAUCCCCUUCUUACAAGUCCUGUAAGCAUCUGUGUGGACAGUCUUCACAACUCACAAUCAGUGCUGACACCUUUUGCUGACAUUUCAGAUGAAGGGUAUGCUCCCCUACCAGGCCUCCAGCGUGCAGCAUCAUCAGCCACAGUUUCAGCAGAUGAAGACAUCUACAUCGUACUAUAUGAAUAUGCUGCACAGGAAGGGGAUGAGUUGUCUGUCAGUAGAGGGGACAUGGUCCAAGUGUUGGAACGAGGAGAUGAUGGCUGGUGGACAGUGGAGAGGAACGGGAUGACUGGACUGGUGCCAGGAAACUAUCUGGGCCAAUUCUGAAUAAUAGACCAUAGGAAAUCUUAAUACAGACAAAAAAACAAGAAAUACAGAUACAUAUAAACAGAGGAAUGACGCGCACCAGGGUUGCAACUAACGAUUAUUCUUAUUAUCAAUAAUCUUAUAUUUUCUCGAUUGAUUCGUUGAUGUUAAAAAAUCAUGUAAAAUGCAGCGUAACUUUCUUGAGCCCAAAGAUGAUGUCUUUAAACUGUAUUUUUUAUCCAACCAACAGACCAAAAGUCCAAAGCUACUAGCAUUUAUUAUCAUGUAUGACCAAGAUACACAUCACCUUCUCACAUGUGGGAGGCAACCAACAAGUGGCAAAUAUCAGCUAUUCAAUGAUCAAAAAAGGUUCAGCUGAAUUUUCUCUCCAUUAACUGAGUAAUCAACCAGUUAUCACAGUUCUACAACACAUACUAAGUUACACCCCAAAACAUAUGCUGAGAAAUACAUGCAAGUGUGCAUCAUAUGUCAAGCUUGCACAGGCACAUGAAUAAACAUAAACACAAACCACUUCACCCAUUCGUUCAUAUGCAACACAUUCACAUUUUUGAUCCUUCAAAGAUGUGAGAUAAUGCCCAAACAUGUAACUUGAUUUCUGAACAUGACUUGAAAAGCUGGCAUCCUUAGGUAGGCAGAGGCUAAUUGAGCAAAUUACUCCUUGCUUCUUAACACAGUAAAGUUUUCUCAAAUGAUAUCCAAACUGAGACUAUUAUUUAUUAAUGAUUACCUUGUCAUAAAAAUAUAUUAGGCUACAUUGCUGCUGUUACCUAAUGUACUGCACAGCUGGAAAACUCCUGAUGCUCUCUCAUGCUGUGCAGCACACUUUCAUCGGACAGAAGAAAGAAACUAUCUGGUGCUGAAAUUUUCGAUGGAUAACUGAAACAUUUAGUAUGUUUUAGAAUGGCUUCCAGUGUCAUUGCUCUGACAGUAUGGCACAUUUCCAGCGUGAAUCUAAAGCAAGCAAAAACAAGUUUCAGAAAAUGUAGGCCCAGCUGUUUGGUUUAGCACAAUUUGAUGUUGUAAUCCAUAAGUUAGCAUUAAAUGAAGUCAAGCGCGUAUGGCGUUAGCGGCAGAGUUUUGAGGUGGAAAAUGGUGUAGCAUGUUGAAACAGCUACUUUGGACGGAUGCAAAGCAUGAUAAUUACACACUUACAUUUUGACAUAUUGUGGUAUUUCAACUUCCCCACACAGCUCGACACAGGCAGCCUUUUAACCCGGCAGGGCACGUACCUGUUUUCCUCAAGUCCCAGUUUGCGUUGUCCGUUGCAGUAGCGAUGUUUGCGCUGUUAAACUCGCCCAACUUUACAGCAUUGUCCUGCUGCUUUCACGUCUCAUAAUCCUCUGAGAAAUAUGUUGGAGAUCCUUAAAACCUUUUAGUGUCUCCGAAUAACACACACGGGAAACAAAAACAACAAAAAAAAAAAACGACGUCUUCUCUGGCUAGCUUAUAGGCUAGUUCCUCCACAACGACCCUGUAAAUUAAAUCUUGGUUUGGUGUAAACAAAGUCCCGUGGCUGGAGAGCACCGAGGAGUUUAAUGCCAAGUUUUUCUUCAAAAGACAGAAUGCCAUAUGUGUGCUGCAGAUAAUCCUCAUCAUUCAUGGUAUGAAUUAUUUUGAAGACAUAAAAUCUUUUGCAAACUACGAGGCAGCGGGGCAGCAGGUAAUCAGCCCCACCUGGCAUCAAAUGCGUGCCAUUCGUUCUAAUUGGCAGGCUUUGCGCAUGCGCAUUGUGGUUUUCCUACAUGGGGUAUUUCCAUUUAAACACCUAUGGUCAUGACAGGUGACACUGCGAGACAGCUGAGCUCUAUAGUGGUCUCUGGAGCCUAGCGCAUUUAAAACACACUCUAGAAACUUCGAGCUAUUAUCCAUAGACUGAGUCUAAAUUGUAGUAAUAACAAAUUUAAAAAACAGAUAGAGAAUUAGAUUGAUUUUAAAUUCCUGAGUACCACUUCGGUUUUUCUGCUGCCAGCAGGCGGUGCUUUGCAUCUCAUUUGUUUUUGUUUCUUAGGUUCAGCAUGUACAAUUACUUCUUCUUUGUAUGUUUGUGAGCUGAGGAAGAUACCAGUAAUUAUAUGUCUGCUGCACAUUAAGAAUUUUCUGUGGCCACUGGGUAGACCUUCAGCUGCUUAGAGAGGCCUACUGCUGUAUGGUGGUAGCAGCUGAUGAAGAUCAAAAUACAAAAAUUACCUUUAUAUAAGAAAAUAUUUUUUCACAUCUGUCAAAUGAUGUCAUAGCUACUUGUUUAAAAAUGUUUUUAAAAAUUAAUAUAUAUUUUCAUGUCACUGAUGAACUAUCAAAUCCUUGCCUGUUAGUAUGGAUUAACUGGUAACAUGUUCACUUUCAUGUAAGAGCAUGUGGAUAAAAUGGAAAUUAAACAAGUCCAGUUGAAA
This is a messenger RNA of Plectropomus leopardus (leopard coralgrouper), 3806 nucleotides long. Its product is annotated as proline-serine-threonine phosphatase-interacting protein 1-like. Gene Ontology annotation, cellular component: cytoplasm; plasma membrane; actin filament. NCBI's taxonomy places the organism in Eukaryota, Metazoa, Chordata, Actinopteri, Perciformes, Serranidae. The record is from RefSeq and is a predicted model, not a curated record. Gene Ontology annotation, molecular function: actin filament binding. Gene Ontology annotation, biological process: actin filament polymerization.